Messenger RNA from Venustampulla echinocandica, 1410 nucleotides. Its product is annotated as RuvB-like helicase. Gene Ontology annotation, cellular component: Swr1 complex; Ino80 complex; NuA4 histone acetyltransferase complex. Gene Ontology annotation, molecular function: DNA helicase activity; ATP binding; ATP hydrolysis activity. Gene Ontology annotation, biological process: regulation of transcription by RNA polymerase II; box C/D snoRNP assembly; chromatin remodeling. Lineage: Eukaryota; Fungi; Ascomycota; Leotiomycetes; Helotiales; Pleuroascaceae. The record is from RefSeq and is a predicted model, not a curated record. Bases 1 to 1410 code for a protein of 469 amino acids. The transcript has 3 exons.
AUGGCGGCCGCAAUUCAAACCGUCUCCGAGAGCAAGGAGCUCCGGGGGCUCAACCUGAUCGCGGCACAUUCACACAUUCGAGGGAUUGGGGUUGAUCCGGAUUCCCUUGAACCGCGGACUGCUUCCCAGGGCUUGGUUGGGCAGGAAAAGGCGCGCAAGGCUGCCGCAAUCAUAUUACAAAUGGUCAAAGAGGGGAAGAUUGCUGGGCGGGCAGUGUUAAUUGCUGGCCCUCCGAGCACUGGGAAGACGGCGAUUGCGAUGGGUAUGGCGCAAUCACUAGGAUCUGAUGUGCCGUUUACAAUGCUGGCGUCAUCCGAAAUCUUUUCGCUAGAAAUGUCAAAGACGGAGGCUCUCGAACAAGCCUUUCGGAAGUCGAUCGGCGUACGGAUCAAGGAGGAGAGUGAGAUGAUCGAGGGCGAGGUGGUCGAGAUACAAACCGACAGAAGCGUCACCGGUGGUACGAAACAAGGCAAGCUUACGAUUAAGACAACAGAUAUGGAAUCAGUAUACGAUAUGGGAAGCAAGAUGAUCGAUGCGAUGACGAAGGAGCGUGUUAUGGCGGGCGAUAUUAUCUCAAUCGACAAAUCAUCGGGAAAGAUCACUAAGCUUGGAAGGUCAUAUGCUAAAUCGCGGGAUUACGACGCCAUGGGAGUAGACACCAAAUUCCUACAAUGUCCAGAUGGCGAUUUGCAAAAGCGCAAGGAGGUCGUGCAUACCGUUAGCCUUCACGAAAUUGACGUCAUCAACUCAAGGACACAAGGCUUCCUAGCUCUAUUCUCCGGGGAUACGGGAGAGAUUAGGAGCGAGGUCCGAGAUCAAAUAAACACCAAAGUCGCUGAAUGGAAAGAGGAAGGCAAAGCCGAGAUAGUUCCUGGUGUGCUUUUCAUUGAUGAAAUACACAUGUUGGAUAUCGAAUGCUUCUCAUACAUUAACCGCGCCCUGGAGGACGAAUUAGCCCCAAUUGUCAUCAUGGCCAGUAAUAGGGGCAACUCCAGAAUCCGAGGGACCAACUACCGAAGCCCCCACGGCCUACCACUGGACUUCCUUGAUCGAGUGUUAAUUGUUAGCACGCAUGCCUAUUCCAAGGAAGAAAUCCAACAAAUCCUCUCCAUCCGUGCCCAAGAAGAAGAGGUUGACAUCACGCCAGAUGCGUUGGCAUUAUUGACCAAGAUCGGCCUAGAGACUGGUCUCCGUUAUGCAGGAAAUCUGAUCACCACCUCACAACUCAUUAGCGCCAAGAGAAGAGCGAAGCAGGUCUCUGUAGAAGACAUUCAGAGGAGCUUCCAGCUGUUCUAUGAUUCAGCCAGGAGCGUAAAAUUCGUCUCUGAAUUCGAGAAGAGACUGAUUGGUGAUGCUGGCGACGUUAAUUUGUCUGUUACAACUGGUCAUGGGGAUGCUAUGGAACUUUAA